Sphenostylis stenocarpa is the source of this 720-nucleotide messenger RNA. Lineage: Eukaryota; Viridiplantae; Streptophyta; Magnoliopsida; Fabales; Fabaceae. The record is from the annotation of a GenBank genome assembly.
AUGAACAACAAUUACUCACCAACCGGCUUGCUCCAUUCUCAAGCUCAUGACUUUACCUUCUGCGUUUUCAGUUCAGUUGAAGGAAAUGAGACACCCCAGGUGAGAGACAGUGAUAAAGCAAGGACCUUUGUGGUGAGUGAGGAACCCUUUUGGUGUGGGAGAGAGCGUUGCAGUUUUAAUAGCUGGAGUAAGAGAAUCUGCAAGCAAAAGCCUUCUUCUUGGGGUGGCAAAGAUGAAGGUGGGCCUAUAAGUGGUAAGAAAAUGAUGGAGGGUUUGAUGAAUCAAACUUUUCCCGUUGAGGAAGACAAACCCCUGUUACAAACUGAAGAGGAAACAAUCGAAACGAUAAUGAUGAACAAUGAAGUUGUUCCAAGCACUGCAAGGAAACUCACGAGUGCUACCACUUCAGCUGAUGAGAAACAAGUGGUAACUAGCACUGGAAACAGAGAACAUCAUCACAAAGCAGAAGCAGAUCCAAGAAGCAGCUAUUACGUGGAAAAGAAAGAAGAAAAAUACGACAAAAACCAGCUUUUUCCACCCAUGUUUCCCUACCCAUAUCCAUAUUCUUUUCCAUUUCCACGUCCAUUGUUUCCACGUCCCUUUCCACUUCCAUCACCAUACGUUCCAGGGUUUCCAUGGCCAGGAGACGUUCCUUCAUUUCCAUUUCCUCCUGUAGGAAUCACUGAUGCUUACUUCCCUGCUCAUUCUCCACCUACCUAA